Ceratitis capitata (Mediterranean fruit fly) is the source of this 800-nucleotide messenger RNA. RefSeq lists its product as uncharacterized. Lineage: Eukaryota; Metazoa; Arthropoda; Insecta; Diptera; Tephritidae. The record is from RefSeq and is a predicted model, not a curated record. The transcript is spliced from 4 exons. The coding region runs from base 355 to 726 and encodes 123 amino acids.
GAUACAUACACCAAAAUGGACGGAGCGCAACAAAAUAAAAAAUGCGCCAGAGCCACAAAAGCGCAGCUGAAAUGGCUGAAUUCAAACAAAGUAAUCGACAGAUCCUAAGCGGGAAGAACACACCAAAUGAUCCUCAAGCUCAGAAAAGAUUGUGGGACGAAAUAGCUUUGAGCUUAAAUUCAUUUUAUGGGCCGAAUAAAACUUCGGCAAAAGGGAAAGUGUCUUUAAGCAACUGGAAGAAGCAGCUCUGCUCGGGCGCGAAAGCUAAGAGCGGAACGCUUGCGCACUGGCGGAGGUUCGUUUUCAGGCGAAGAGUUAUCGGAGUUCGAGGAACAAGCUCUUUCUGCAUUUGGCAUGGGCGCAGUCAAUGGAUUGGAGUGCGUAACCUUAGGUCUUCCUGGCACAUUCACAACUCCUGCGACUCCAUCACCACUAUGCGAGGAGGAAGAAUACGUGAUUGAGGAAACGCUGGUCGAAUCGCCAACCGCGUUAACCGUAGACCCAAAUAUAUCCAACAUUACCGCAGCCUCUGAUGCAUGGCUUUCGAUUGCUCCUACCACUUCUCAGCAACAAAAAGUGACAAAGGAUGCAACUUAUAAGAUGAUGGCUGAAGAUUUGCAGUCUCAAAGGCAGAGUGAUGAGCAGCUAUCUUCUGCAUUGAUGCAAAUGGGGAAAGGGUUGGAGAUUUUGGGCAAUGUAAUCUCAAAAUUAGCCGAUAAGCUGUAGUUAGUUUUUUUUUAUUAGCUACAUAAGGGAAUUUUUUCUAUCCAAAUGAAUUGCUAUAAGUUUUUUAAGUGUUU